GAAUCUGAAGCAGUCUCCAGGCUCUGGGCUGUCAUAUGAGCAGCCCAGGUGCCCCUAAGUUUAUUCUAGACUGAUAUGGUCCCCAGAGAGUUUGGCUGUGAUGAAUGGGGUAAAGAAGAUGUUUCCUUUUCUUAAAUUAAGAUUUUACUAAGUUUUCUAUAGAUAAAUGUUGUAGGUGCUUGGAGGGGAAGUAAGUUUUCUAUCAUUGGAAAUAGUGAGAUAUAGACUAGGCAACCUCUUGAAGGCAGUGCUGUAGAAAUUGAAGGUGGUUGUGUGAUAUAGUAAGAAAUAGGUAUUUGCUCCUGGCACAGAGCUCCUAAAACUCUUGGAACUUCCUAAGUCAUAAGAGCCAUGAAGGUGCUUAUGUUAAUGACACGACUUCAGAAGCGCCCUUGGAUAGAGACUGGUUCAGGGAACCAACCACGUAAAUAGAGGUUGGCACUUUCAGUCCCACCCUCAACUUCUGGGGAGGGGAGAGGGGCUGGAGGUUAGAUCAGGCCUCACUGGCCAAUGAUUGCAUCAAUUGCGCCUAUAUAAUGAAGCCUCCAUAAAAACUGAAAAGGGCAGGAUUCACAGAGAUUUGGGGGAGAUUUGGGGAGAUUGGCAUGGAAGCUUCAUGCCCUUUCCCCAUACCUUGUCCUAUGCAUCUCUUCCAACUGGCUGAUGGAAGUUCCUGAGUUAUAUCCUCUUAGAAUAAGCUGGUAAUCUAGUAUGCAAAAUGUUUCUCUGAGUUCUGUGGGUCACUCUAGCAAAAUAGCUAAACUCAAGGUGGGGUAGGCUGUUGGAACCUCCCAACUACAGCCAUUUGGUAAGAAGCACAGGUGACAGCUGUGUCCGAGGUGUGUGUGUAUGUGGAGCAGGGGUAGGUUGGGUGGGUUGGGGAAGUCAUAUAGGAUUUACCCCUUACCUGUGGAAUCUGAUGCUGUCUUGGGGUAGACAGUGUCCACAUUGAAUUGAAUUGUAGAAUGCACAGCUGGUGUUGGAGUAUUGCUUGGGGAAGCCACUCCCUUGCACGUUAGAAUUGGUGCCAGAAUCUUAGAUUCGAUUAGAGAUCUUCAAGGUCCUUCUAGCUGCUAGUCUAGCAGCUCCUGAGGAUAACUUUUGAGCCUUACACUGGUUUAUGGAGUGUUUUUUUUUUUCCAGUAACUUUCUUGCUCUCCCAUGGAUAGCCAAGAUGGUUUACUCAGUGUGCCUUCCAUGGAUACUUGCACAGGUGCUAAGAAAAAUUUGUUUGGAGAAGCAAGCUAAUUCUUUACCUGAAUCCCACAGCCAGCCACCUCUAUUUUUAAACAAGUACUCCUAGUCCAGUUUUUUUUUAAUUAAACUAAUUUUUAGUUAACUCAAUUAAAUAACUAGUUUAAAUUAAACUCACUUAACUAAUUUUUAGAUCAUUGUGCAUUCACGUGCUGUGUAAAAAAUAAUACAGAGAGAUCUCCUAUGUAAACUUUACCCACUUUGGCCAAUUGAAACAUAUUACAAAACUAUAGUAUAAUGUCACAGCCAAGACAUUGACCUUGAUAGAAUCAAGACACAAAACAUUUUCAUGACCACAAAGAUACUUCAUGGUGCCAUUUUUAUGGCCACACGUACUUCCCUCUCACACUUACAUACUACCCCUUAACCACUCAACUGUUCACCCACUUUCCAUUUCUAUAAUUUUGUCAUCUCCAAACUGUUACAUAAAUGGAAUCAUUUAGUAUGUAAGCUUUUAGGAUCGGCUUUAUUUCUCUCAGCAUAGUUCUCUGGAGAUUCAUCCAGGUUCAUUCCUCUUUUAUUGCUGGGUAGAAUUCCAUGGUAUCGAUGUAUCACGGUUUAUUUAAACAUUCACUCACUGAAAGACCUGAGUUGUUUCUAGUUUUUGGUUGUUAUGAAUUAGCUGUUCUCAAUAUCCAAGGAUAUGUUUUAUGAACAGCCUUCUCAUUUCUCUGGGAUAAAUGCCCAAGAGUGUAAUUGUUGGAUUAGAUGGUCCUUGUAUGCUUAGUUUAAGAAAGUGCCACAGUCUUCUCCAGAGUGGCUGUCAUUUUACGUCCUCACCAGCUGUGUUUGAAUGGUCAAGCUUCUUUACUAUCUUGCUAGAAUUUUGUAUUGUCACAAUUUUUUUAUUUAAACUUCUGUGAUAGGUAUGUAGGGGUGUUUGAUUGUGGCUUUCAUUUGCAUGUCCCUAACGGCGAAAGACAUUAGACAUCAUUUCAUAUGCUUAUUUUCCAUCUGCACAUCCUUUUUACUCAAACAUCUCUUCCUGUCUUUUGUCCAUUUUCUAAUCAAAGUGUUUACUUUUUUACUCCAAGUGUGGGAGUUCUUUACAUGUUACCGAUAUUACGUCUAUUGGAUAUGAGGUUUGCAAAUAUUUUCUCCCAGUCUCUAGCUUGUCUUUUCCUACUCUUAAAAGAACCUUUCACAUAGCAAAUGGUUUUAGUUUUCAUGAAGUCUAGUUUGUUUAUUUUUCAUCUUGUGGAUCAUCUCUCUCCUGGAUGAUUGCAGUAGGACCACUGUUAUUUAUUUUUUUAAGUAGGCCCCACACCCAAUGUGGGGCUUGAGCUUACGACCUUGAGAUCAAGAGUUGCUUGCUCUACAGACUGAGCCAUGCUAGUGCCCCAAUAGAUCCCCUGUUUUCUUGAUUCUGCCCUUAACUACCAGUUGGCUAUUGUUAACAGAGCAGAAUGAUCUUUUUAAAUGUAAUUGCUUGCUCAAGAUUCUCCACACUUCCCAUGUCACUCAGAAUAAAAGCUAGUCUUGACAGUAGCUUACAAUCUGGUCCCUCAUUAUCUAUCUGACCUCUUUUCUUACCGUUCUCUUCGGCUCUCAGUUCUGGUUACACUGGCUUCCUUGGUGAUAGUCUAUCAGGCCAAGCAACCCUUGAUCCAGGGCUCUAACCUCUUCUUUUCGUGUGGAAAAUAGAACCUUAGCUGUAAACUUUCUUAUUUCUCUCAGGUCUUACUGAAAAGGGAUCUUUUUAGUAAAGGCUUCCAUGAUUUCCCAUUUAACAUAGAAAUGACCCAUUUCUUACAGACCCAAAUUCAGUUUGUUUUAUUUUUCUUCAUGCUACUUGUCAAUAUCUAACCUACUACAUAUUUGAUGUAUUUGAAAAGAUGACCUGUCUUGUCUUCCAGAAUUAAACUCCUUGGGAGAAAAUGCUUUUGUCUGUUUUGUUCAUAACUGUUCAACUGCAGGAUCUAGAGAGCUUGUCACAUAGUAGAGACUCAAUAAGCAUUUACAGAACGAAGAAUGAAGAAAUGAAGGAAUGAGUAAAGUAUGUCCCAGCGUGGAGAAUCUGCACUGGUACCACUGGAAUAAUCUUUUCUUUUGUGAAGAGAGGUUUGCUUCCUUGAGAAAUUCUGGAUCUAGGAAACAUGCCUUAAGAAUCUUUCUUCUUCUAAAUAAACAAACAAAAACAGAAACAGACCUACAAAUAUAGAGAACAAACUGAUGGCUAUUAGAGGGGAGGGGCAAAAUGGGUGUAGUGGGAAAAGAAGGGGAUUGUCUUCCUUGGAAUGAAGGGAUUAGAACUCUUAAUGAAAUUUCAACUCCUGAUGAAGUCAUAAUCAUCAGGGCUUACUAAUGCUAAAUAUUGAAAGGCUGAUGGGAUCGUUAUGGUGGAGGGGCUAAGCCGACAGCACUGGAACCCACUGAUUAAUCUCAACAUGGUUAAACAUGGGACAACCUUAUGUGCUUACUGUUGUGAUUUAAUCGGAAGGCACACAACACCACUUAUAAAAUAAUCUUGCAAUAAGGAGAAACUGAAUUGAAAACUAAUUAAUUUUCUAGAUCUAACUGCCUGUUUGGAAGGAAUUAUGGGUAAUAUAAGAACAUCUUAAAUGACAUCACAAGAUACCACCAACCAACUCCAUGCUGCAGAAAAUACUACAGGAUAAAUGAUUUAGUUUCUUCAACAAAUAAAUGCCCCCUAAAAGGGAUUCUCCAAGAAACAGGAAGAUUGAAUCUCAUCAGCAAAUUCUCACAAGGGGGUAUUUGUCCUGUUUUCACUCUCCCUGCUUGGAGACUGAUGUUCCACACGUCCUUUCAGAUUUGGACUUGCCUUUGUCCAGUGGACUUCUGGGAGCCUGCCUCAUUCCAGCACACCAGUACUCCCCCCGGAUCACGGCCACUGCCCCAAAAGGGGGUGUCUCUCAUUUUAGACUGGGAUCAGAAGGAUCCAGAUGGGUUGCCGCUUAUAACUGGUAUACAUUUCAGCCCACGAGCAGAGGUGUGCAAGAAAUAGUAUGAAAUUGUUUUUGUAACUCCACUUAAUUUGUAUUUUAAGCCUGGAUCCCGCUGAAGUCCUGUUUGGAUUUCUACCCAUCCCUCUUCGGAAAUCAUACAGAGCCACAGUCAUGAGGGUUGAGGUGAGAGCAUGAUUACUGUUUAGGGGGGUAUACACUUGUAGCUUAGAGGUCCAGUGGCUCGGUUGCCAUGUUUCCUUUUGGUUUGGUGACUCUUGUGUCAUGGGUGGGACAGGUUGGUUCUGCUCAUAUGCACAACACAGCCAUCUCCUCCGAGAGUUUUUGCCAUAUCUAACCCUCUGACCGCACUUUAGAGAUUCCUUUUCUUUCAUGGUCCACGGACCUCUCUGUGAUGAUAUAGAUCUUAAGCUAGCAGGAAAAGAAGACAGUAAGUGUAUAAUUUCAAAGUUCCUGCUUCUGAUAGGUUUCUGCUCAAGUAUCCUCACUUUUCUAUGGAGUUUGGGAUUUUAGAAAUAAAAGCCCAGAUGAUAAGCACAGUAUUGCUGCUUUCAGCCCUGCACGUCCUUCCUCUGGCCAGUGAACCCAGAGCCUGCUUCCCACUUGAAUGCAGAAGGGAAAGGGUAAAAAAUAAAGGGAGAAAGGGAAAAAAAUCAACUAGAACAGAUUCGCAUCUCAAAAUAUCCUUUCACUCUUAAGAAGAUGAGAGUUGAAUUCCAGGGAAAGGUUCCAUUGGGAAAAAGGAAUGACUCUUGAAAAUAGGGUCUCUGCAUUUGCAAAGGCUGUGUGGGAUCCAGGUCCCCAGAAUGCUCUGACAUCAUCAGUGAGGUCAGAGAACUCUGCUGUGGGCCUGGUGACCUUUGAACCUUAACAGCCCUGUGCUGCAGCGAACCCUGGGCAGUGCUGCUCAUUCUCUGAGCCAUCUGACGUCCUCAGCCAUUUAGGGGACUCAACUAUUUUUGCUUAUAUUGGGCCAUUUCAUCAUAUAUUCUGAGAGUCAAGAAGGGCCAACCAGCGAGGGAAAAGAAGAGCUGGGGGUUAGGUGUCUUCUAAGAAGCUUCUGUAGCUGGUACCAUGAAACAGCGACAAAAGAGGAAACAUCUGGAAGAUGAAGAGUCCCAGGAAACGGCUGAGCAGGGAGGAGGAGUCUCAAAGUCGCAGGAGGAUGCCCUUCAGCUUGGAUCCCCUGGGGUGGCCAAAGGCUGGGACGCAGGGGUAGGGGAGGUGUCCUCUGCCUCUGAAUAUUUCUCCUGUGUUUCUUCUCCACGCAAGUUCAUCCAUGGUGGAAUCCGGAGAGUACAUCGAGACAGUCCCCAGCCUAGAUCACCCCUAGUCCAGGGUCAGGAGCGAGGGGAGACUGCUCCCCCCUCACACCAGGUCUCCUUCUCGUCCCCUUCAUCCUAUAAGACCUGUGUGUCCUCUGUGUACAGAAACAAAGAGGAAAGGGGCAUGAAAAUAUACUACAUGCAGGUACAAAUGCAAAAGGGUGUGGCUGUCUCCUGGGAGACAGAGGAGACCUCGGAGUCACUAGAGAAGCAGCCGAGGAUGGAAGAAGUGACCCUUCCUGAGAACGUGCGGGUAGGUACUCCCCCCUCUGAUGUGUCCACCAGAAACCUGCUGUCUGACAGCGAGCCCAGCGGGGAGGACAAGGACCACGAGGAGCGGGCAGAGUCAGACAGCCCUCCAGGCUCACCCACUGUUGAGGAGAGACCCAGGGCCAAGACCCCCGACUGGCUGGUGACUGUGGAGACUGGCUUCCGAUGCAUGGCCUGCUGCCGGGUCUUCUCCACCUUGGAGGUCCUCCGGGAGCACGUCCAGUACGGGAUCAGGGAGGGCUUCAGCUGCCAUGUGUUCCACCUCACCAUGGCUCAGUUGACGGGCAUCGUGGAACCUGAGUGCACCCAGGAGGAGGAGGAGGAGAACGAGGAGGAAGGGGAAGAGAAGCAGGAAGAAAAGGACGAGAAGGAGCAGCCCGCGCAGGCGGACCCUCGCGUGAAGCGACCCUGACGCCAGUGCCCAGGCUGUGUGUUUCAUUCUCCAAAGGACAACAACAAUUGAGAUCCAUGAGCCAUAAAUUCCUGGAAGACGGUGUGGCCUUCUUUUGGGAGAAGGAGAAGAAAGGAUCCUGGGGAUAGUAGCAGAUAAAAUGCCAAUGAUGUGAAGAAAGAUGAAGGAACCGGCAUUCAAUCUGGCAUCACAGGAAAAUAUAAAUACCAUAUGCAAUAAAGGCUGUUUUCCAAACCUUA
Leopardus geoffroyi (Geoffroy's cat) is the source of this 6424-nucleotide messenger RNA. It is a transcript of the gene FAM170A, whose product is annotated as family with sequence similarity 170 member A. Gene Ontology annotation, biological process: fertilization. Bases 5253 to 6185 code for a protein of 310 amino acids. The transcript is spliced from 6 exons. The record is from RefSeq and is a predicted model, not a curated record. Gene Ontology annotation, cellular component: nucleus. Lineage: Eukaryota; Metazoa; Chordata; Mammalia; Carnivora; Felidae.